AUGGCUGGAGAAAAAUUAUAAAGUUCAGGCAAGCGCAAGUGUCAGCCUAAAUGCCCUGAACAUCAAUUCAAUCUCCAACCAAAAAGUACAAAAUGUUGGCUCAAACAUGUUACCAACAUUGAUUUUUGCCCUUUGUAUAAUGAUGCUGUAUGAGACCCAAAUUAAUAUCUUUAGUUAUCUUGUUAUGAAAAUAUAGUUCCAGUUUUCAAUUAAGAUGAAUAGCAAUGUUUACCAGGGUUCAUUUUAGAAGUGGAUCGAGUAUAAUUUAAAUGAAUACAUUAAUUAGAAUGACUAUAUAAAGAGUAUGUAGAAAUAUAAAGAGGAUCAUUAAAAAAAAGUUUAGGAAUACACAACAAAAAAAACUAAAUUAGUAAUACAUUAUUAUAUUAGUAGUAAAUUCCUAAACCAGGCAGAAAGCACAGAUAUUGUGGAGUUUGUCGCAAACCUUAUGCAGAUUAUUUGGAUGUAAAUUUAGGAAUCUAAUAAUUUAUUUAGCAUAUCAAAUCUGCAGAUCACAUAAACAGUUUUAAUAGACAUGAGUUUGUUCACGUGAUAUUAAAAAUAGUAAAUGAAGAUUAUAAAAGUAAGGAUGAAAAUAAAUUACAAAAUGACUUCUGUUUUGAUGUCGCUACAUCUACAAUCCCAAAAAAAAGAGGACCAAAACCAAAAAACCCAGUCCCUUAGGCAGAACCAAAAAAAAGAGGUAGAAAACCUGCUGAACCAUCUUUAACUAAAAGAAUAAAAACACAACCAGUUUAAGAAUAAUAAUACAAUCCUUACAGACCUCCAUAACCUCAAUACUACCAUAUCUUCCCUUUUCCAGCCCCUUUGAAUCAAAUGUUCGCUCAAUUGCCAUAUCAAUAGCUUGUCAACAUUCCCUUCCCAAUACAGCUCGGAUAAGAACUCAAUUUAGAGAGAAAGAUUGAGGAUAUGAGUAAGAUAUUGUGUUACAAUAGUUAUGGAUGGAUAAAUUGAAGAAGGCCCUCGAUUUGAUUGA
Messenger RNA from Paramecium octaurelia, 997 nucleotides. Lineage: Eukaryota; Ciliophora; Oligohymenophorea; Peniculida; Parameciidae. The record is from the annotation of a GenBank genome assembly.